Meloidogyne enterolobii is the source of this 804-nucleotide messenger RNA. The record is from the annotation of a GenBank genome assembly. Lineage: Eukaryota; Metazoa; Nematoda; Chromadorea; Rhabditida; Meloidogynidae.
UUUUCAAAAAUGCAACCUACCCCUCCCAAGAAAAUUAAAAUCACCCCUACUGAGAGUCUUGACUUCUAUGUUAAAAAACUCGGUCAUGAGACCAAGUUUACCCAAAAAUUUAAUCUUCUUAAGUUAUCAACCAAAUUCAUAAUCACAAAUGUUUCCAAUAAUCCAGAAGGUUUACUAGGCUCGAUUUUUGAGUAUUGUAUCGAUCAAUCUCUAUUAGAAAAUCAUGAACGACAAAUGGAACCAGAUCAGCUAGGGUGUAUAAUUUCGAGUCAGAACCUUGACUCAGACAUUUGGAUCCCGGUUCGAGAAAUCACGUCCAACACAAUUGAUUCAAUUUUGAAUCAAUUCCUAAAGGUUGCCCAGAGUAAGAAACAGGAUAAUGGUAUGUUAUGGGGGGCCCCUUUUCUUGUUUCAAUAACAACUAUACAAAGAGAUGGACUUAAUUCUAGAACCGUGCAUGGUAGCGGUAGAGAGCUACAAACAAUUCAUCAUAGGAUUAAUGAACAAAACCUUAUAAAAAUACGAAAUACUGAUACUUACUGUCUCUUCCACGCUUUGAUGGCUACUUUUGUUCACGCAAUAUUUUCCUGGCCAAGAUGGAAAUUCUAUGAUUAUCUCCAUAGUCGAAGGGGGAUGAAACAACUUCUCGAAAACGAUGUAUUAGAGCUAAUGGAAGAGAUUGGAUCUGAAUUUAAUCAAGAGGUGUACUGCGCUGAAGAAUGGGUCCCACGGUUUAUAUAUUCGGGGAUUUGGGGGGAAAACCUAUUUAUAAAUACGGGCCUGAUAAUUUUGAUAUCCCUAUAA